Penicillium salamii is the source of this 1197-nucleotide messenger RNA. The record is from the annotation of a GenBank genome assembly. NCBI's taxonomy places the organism in Eukaryota, Fungi, Ascomycota, Eurotiomycetes, Eurotiales, Aspergillaceae.
AUGGCGACCAUCGAAAAGACCAAAGAGCAGCCCAAGAAGCUCCCCGUCCAGGAUGACCUCUCGGACGGCGAAGACUAUGACAGCGCCGAUGAUUAUACCGAUGAGGAGUCAGAAGAGGAAAUCCCCCAAGCCCAGAAGAAAAAGCAGCUCCAAAGGCGGAAACAGCCUGUCCAGCAAGAUGAUGACGACGAAUACACCGACGAAGAUGACUAUGAUGAAUAUGACUAUUCGGACGACAGUGGCGACGACGCCAUGCAACCCUAUUCCAAACAAAACUCAAGCUUCAAGCCCAACGGUGGGAUGGAUGUCCUCCACAAGGAGGAGCCGUCAAUGCUGGAUCAGGAGGGCAUGAAGCUGAGGUUGGAACUCAACCUGGAGAUCGAGGUGGAAUUGAAGGCACGCAUUCACGGCGAUCUUACCUUGGCUCUCAUCUCAUUGUACCAAUUAUACAAAUCACAACUGCUCAAUCUCUCUCUCUCCCUCUUUCUUACUAUAUUUCUUUCUUUCUUUCUUGUUUCUUGCACAUCACUCUCAUCUGACUCCACCAUGUCUUCCAAAGACUUUAUCAUCAAGCAUAUGAAUGCGGACCACCAAGAUUCCCUCGUGCUAUUCCUCCGAGCUUACUGCGGCAUCACCUCCUCGCAAGCCAAAUCCGCCAAGCUGGAAGACAUCAAUCUGACGAACCUGAUCAUCACCGCCCACGGCACCCGGUACAGCGCCCCGAUCGAACCCCCAAUGAAGAACUACUCCGAGGCCCGCAGCCGCAUGGUCGCAAUGCACAAGGAGAGCUUGCGACGUCUCGGCCGUAGCGACAUCACACUCACCGAAUAUCGUGCUCCACGCGGUUUUCCGGUAGUGGUCUUCGGCUUGUGCCUCUUCUUCUACGUCAGCUGCUUCCAACGCAGUAACCUGCUGCCGGGCUCGUUCGUCUACGAGUACUUCGGAUACAAGUUUGUGCCGGACUUGGCGCACUUUUUCUACAAUAUCCAGCCGUGGUUCUUUCCCUUGGUCGUAGGUAUCCAUGUCUUCGAGACCGUGCUGUUGAUCGUCACCCAAUUGAGACCGCUGGGUGUCCCGGUUCUCUCGGCGCUGUGGUGCAAGUGGGUUGCUUCGUGUCUCGUGGAAGGGUUCGAUACAUUCCAGCGCAUCAAACAGAUCGUUCAAGAGGAGAGGGAAAAGAAGGGCAAGAGUCAAUAG